GGAGAAUGUACAGUUAAUGGACCAUCUAGUCAUUUCAUUUUCUCUAAAGGAAAAGUUAUAUUUAUACCUGCUAACGUUCCAGUCAAAAUAAUUGCUGGUUCUGAAAUUAUUGUUAAUACCAUGAUAUUACCGAGGAAACAAUGAAUUCGGAUUUUUGCAUAAACGUUCAUCCGCUAACUGAAAACCCAACAAAGGCAUGGGAAAGUUUGAAAAAAACACAAAAAUGUAUGAAAAUACAACCUCCAGUGCCUAAAGGGCCUGUAGGUAAUAACAAAGUCAGAGUAGUUUGUAUGAGUGAUACUCAUUCUAAAACAUCUUUACUGAAAUUUGAUAUACCGUUUGGCGAUAUAUUCAUUCACGCUGGAGAUUUUACUAGUUGUGGAGGCCUGGAUGAAGUAAUAGAGUUUAACAAAUGGCUAGGCACAUUACCGCAUAAACUCAAAAUUGUGAUUGCUGGAAAUCAUGAGCUCAGUUUUGAUUCGACGUUCACCCAACAAUCAAACUUAAAUGAUAUUCCAACAUUAGGGUUUGAACAAGAUCAAAUUCGAAGUGCGAUUCAACAUAAGGAUAUAAAAAAAUAUUUAACUAAUUGUAUUUACUUGGAAGACUCUAUGACUGAGUGUUAUGGUCUGAAAAUUUAUGGUUCUCCUUGGCAGCCAGAGUAUGGAGGAUGGGCGUUCAAUAUUCCUCGUGGACAAUCUUGUUUAGAUAAAUGGAAUAAAAUACCAGCAGGAGUUGAUAUUCUAGUUACACACUCACCACCAUUAGGACAUGGUGACGAUUGUUGUUCUGGUGUUAGAGCCGGUUGUGUUGAACUUUUAUUUUCCGUUCAACAACGAAUUAAGCCUAAAUAUCAUGUUUUUGGACACGUACAUGAAGGUUAUGGAAUUUCUACUGAUGGGAAAAUAAUCUACAUAAAUGCAUCAAGCUGUGAUCUUCAAUAUUUACCAGUACACCAUCCAAUAGUUUUCGAUGUUGCUUUACCUAAAGGUGUCUUGAAAAUUUAACUAUUUAAAAGAAACUAUUUUAGAAAUAAUAGUUAAAAGUACUUUGUACAUUUUUUAUUAUUAUUUACAAUAUUUUGUAAAUAGAAUUCGUCUAAGUCAUUCCUUUUGUCUAAGUGAUAUAAAAAUAUUUUUAAUUAAAUAUAAAAUUAGAUGUCCAAAAAUAAAUAAUAAAAAUGUUUCU
This is a messenger RNA of Adelges cooleyi (spruce gall adelgid), 1188 nucleotides long. Its product is annotated as UPF0046 protein C25E10.12. The transcript has 5 exons. Bases 141 to 1007 code for a protein of 288 amino acids. The record is from RefSeq and is a predicted model, not a curated record. NCBI's taxonomy places the organism in Eukaryota, Metazoa, Arthropoda, Insecta, Hemiptera, Adelgidae. Gene Ontology annotation, molecular function: hydrolase activity.